This is a messenger RNA of Amorphotheca resinae ATCC 22711, 5418 nucleotides long. RefSeq lists its product as hypothetical. Gene Ontology annotation, cellular component: 90S preribosome; t-UTP complex; small-subunit processome. The coding region runs from base 1 to 5418 and encodes 1805 amino acids. NCBI's taxonomy places the organism in Eukaryota, Fungi, Ascomycota, Leotiomycetes, Helotiales, Amorphothecaceae. The transcript has 3 exons. Gene Ontology annotation, biological process: positive regulation of transcription by RNA polymerase I; maturation of SSU-rRNA from tricistronic rRNA transcript (SSU-rRNA, 5.8S rRNA, LSU-rRNA). The record is from RefSeq and is a predicted model, not a curated record. Gene Ontology annotation, molecular function: snoRNA binding.
AUGGCGACCAAUUUGGCAAGCCAACUCUCCCAAAUUGCGGCCAAUUCCACAGAUACCCUGAACCUUAAAGCACAGAAGGCGGCACAUUCAAAGUCGUUAAUAUUUGAGCCCAGAAUCGCUGCGUCGCAAAGUUUUGACACCAUAUAUACAUUAUGCCAUGAGGGUUUUCAGGAGUUAUGUCUUCUGGAUGGGCGGUUCUUGGAGUUCCAGAGAAAUAUUUUCAGCGAGCAAAGUCAAGAAGAAGACAGAACCCAGAUGACCGCCGAAGAGAACUCUGAGCUCGACAAGAAAUUGGAAUCAUUUUUGGGCUUGGUUGGUGGGCGAUUAAGAUUGAAUCCGGCAAUUAAAGCAGUUGAAUGGCUGGUCAGGAGGUUCAGAAUCCACGAGUAUAACACCUCCUUCGUCCUGACAACCUUCCUACCCUACCAUACCCUCCCUAUAUUCCCGACCCUUCUGUCUAUCCUUCCUGCCAAUAUCCCAGCGCAUUACAAAUUUCUUCACCCAUACAUACGAUCAUUAGCUCAACCUCAGAGACACACCAUAGUCCACGCCGCAACAAACAACAUUCUGUUCGCCUCGACUUUGAAUGAAUAUGUACUUCGCAUAAGCAAAGCUCAUCAACACUACCCAGCUCUCCUUGCUUUUUGGGCUGGUGUUAUGACUGAAGCUACCAGCGGAAUGCUGGAUAAAUCCCGGUCUGGUAGAAAAGGAGUACAACAGCAGAACGAACAAGAUGUCAUAUUGAGACUGUUGCCGGUAUUGAACGAAGGACUGGCUAUGAAGAAGGUGCCUGAUCUUCGUAUUGGGUGCUACAUGCUACUUUCUGUCAUGGCUUCGAAAGGUGGACUGGACGACAAACUUCUCACAGCAAUGAUGGAGGCCGUAGUGCUCGGCUGGACCUCCGAAACUACCUAUCCUGGCCUUGUCUGUUUGUCAGUAUUGGCACAGCACAGAGGAGCAAAACAAAUCACAGCAAGGCUCACAAAAGAAUUGUUGAAGAUUCCCGAUUUACUUACUCUCAUCGUUGAGCUAUCUAAAGGGCGACGUGUUGAUAAAUUGGCAAAUGGGCUGUCUCUCGCACUUGUGCAUCGGCUUGGGAAAAAAGGAGACAUUACAGGACUCCCGAUAGUCGUACAGAUUAUUGAGAAGCAGUUAUUGAGCGACGCCCAGGCUUCAGUGAUUGUCAAGGCGUUGCUGCUAGUUGCACACCAAAUCGAUAACAGCAAUGCUUCACAAGAAGACCUGCGAUCACAUCUUGCUUCUUCUCUGGUGACUCUCACACAGCUGCCAGGCCAUGUAGGGUCUGUGGUUCGAGGAGCCUUGAAGGAAACAGACAUCGACAUUGACGAAUUAGAGAUGAAGCUACACACCACCAUCAGAAGAGAGGAGCUUCCCGAGCCAUCAUCGGGCGACGUGGAAAUGGUAGAUGCAGAUGUCGAUACUGAAAGUAAUAGACCCAACUUCUCGACACUUCUCCAACAACUUUCGAAAAGGACCACCAACGAGUCUUCAUUCUUGUCCCACGAAUCCUCCCAUAUCUACUCGGAUCUAUGCCAAGCAUUUCUAGUCGCUACGACUAGUACUGCAGACCUGGAUCUGUUUGAUGAGAUCCCCCUACUUCGACGCAGUUCUGCACUGGAAGACACUAUUUACCUCAGUUUCUAUAUGAGAACUUGGUGUGGCCCAUAUCCAGUUAUGGCUCGGAUGUCAGCCAUUCAAAUGGCAAACCGCUGCUUGAUGAGUGGAAAGGAAUCGAACGUAGAUAUACAAGCGAUAAUUCCUUACGCAAUCGCAGCACUCGGUGAUCCCGCCACAAAAGUACGCCGUGCUGCCGCAGAGCUUCUCAUUACGAUGGAUCAAUUUUAUCCAGCCAAGGUCGAAUCCAAGAAAAGUGCAAAGCAACUUCGACAGUGGGCUUUUGAUGACAUAUACGGUGCAGGCGAAGAAACUCAAGGGACUGAGUGGCUUUCACCAGAUGUGGUCGUUCGUCUCCUCCGAGACGUGCUCCUACCGGCUUUAGAGGAAUGUGUCCUUGACGGAAAGCAUAUCGAAUCGGUGUUCGAGAAAUCCAUGAAUAGUCCCCGCAGCUCAGACAGCCCCAAGAAUCAGGAAAAGGGACGACUUUCGCAAGCCGCUCGAUUAUCGAUCUUGUCCUUCUUAGCCAGUCAUGUCGUUCAUACCCCUACGUAUUUGGUCAAGCUAAGAUUACUUGCUUCUCUUAAUCAAAUCCGUAGUAUUGCUACCACAUCAAGGACAAAAGUUCUACUCCCCGUUCUUCAGAAAUGGGCAUCACUUAGCCCAUCAGAGGCAUUGGAACACUGUCAAAAUGAGAAAAUCGAGCUCAGCGAAUUUAAUGAACAAGCGGUAUUAACCGUUGCUGCAAAUGACAAAGAAGGCCUCCAACUUUUGACAAGAAUUAUCGAUGGAGACCUCGCAGCAGACCGGGCUGAACUUAUGGGAGCAGUAUUCAGAAGACUGCGGGCCAUGUGGCCUUCUUUGAAAGGCGAAACUCGACUACAGACUGCCCAAAUGCUGCUGGAUUCCUCACAGGCUUCACCAGACAAUGCAAACUAUCAUAAGUUAGCUUCUGAGGAGUCAGCUGAGCUACUAAGAACCUCGCCACUCUCCACAGAUAUACUUCUAUCCUUCCUUACGCAACUUCCAACAGCCGCACAGCUCGCUGGCACACCUCCCGCUACCAAAAGGAGACGAACUAGUCAUGGUGAAGUUGCUAGAACCCCAAUUCAGGAUUCGAAGCAACUCUCUGCAGCUAUUAGGAAGGUCACAUUUGUCUUACAACUCAUUGACAGUUCCGAUCCAGGCACUCGCCCAGAGCUCCUCAAGGGCCUCUUCAAUGCGUUGGCUGAACUGCAACAUUUCAAGGCCCAAGUUGCUUCAGAGCUUGCAUAUCUACAGGGCCUAGUACUGGGUAGUCUUCUCGCCAUUUUACAGUCUUUCAAAUCAAAUCGCAACAGGAAAUUAGAUCACUCGGCUGUUCGCGCAGAUCUACUUGUUGAUUGUGUUCAGAAGACUGCAAGUCCGCAAGUACAGAACGCCGCACUGCUUCUCAUUGCCUGUCUGGCAGAUACUGCACCGGAACUUGUUCUUCAUAGCGUCAUGCCCAUCUUCACAUUCAUGGGCAAUUCGGUGCUGAGGCAGAACGACGAUUACUCUGCACACGUCAUAAGCCAGACUAUCCGCGAAGUCAUUCCUCCAUUGAUCUCGUCACUUCGAAAGGAGAAGGGCAAUCCAGUCACUGGUGCGGCCGAACUUUUAUUGAGUUUCGUUGCAGCCUACGAACAUGUCCCGGCCCACCGUCGGAGAGGCCUCUUCACCUCUCUGGUUCAGACUUUAGGCGCAGAGGACUUCUUGUUCGCGCUAUUAGCUAUGCUGGUUGACAAAUAUGGCCCAAAUGAAAGUAUCAAGACCUUUGCGGUUGAAUUGUCAAGCUCAUUCAGUGUUGAGAUACAACUUCAAUCAGCUGUCAAGUACCUCGAACUUGUUGGCGAUAUUCUCAAACCGAAACCGACCUACUCAAGCGUCUUGCUAAGCACCAAUAAUGAGGGCAUUCAAGACCCUCAAAAAUCGGCCUUGAACGAGUUGACACUCUUGCCACAUAUUCUUUCUCAAAAGCGCUUGAUUGCCCAGACAGGGAAAUUGCUUGCUCGCGACGAUAUGGAUUCAGCGAGAAUUCGCGAUCUCUACUCGACUCUAUUGGAAAAUCUCUUGGCUCUUGCGGACACAUUGAAGAACCAAAAGCGUCUGCAUAGUGCUUGUGGAGACAUUCUGGAGAGUCUACUCGGCCUCCUCUCUACAAGCGAGUUUGUCAAAUCUGUAGAAGGCCUACUAGACGGUCCAAAUGAGUCAUUACGCCGCAAGAUACUGCGCUCUUUAGAAGUUCGUAUCGAUCAAGAAAGUCAAUCAGAUGCCGUUUCGAGGGCAGCAAUGCUUGGUUUUCUGCCGCAACUCACAGCAAUUAUUCGAGAGUCUCAAGAUGUUCUAUACAAGCACACAGCGGUGGCUUGUGUUGAUAAGAUCUCAGAAAAGUACGGGAAGAAAGACCUCGAAGCUGUGGCAGCUGCUGCCCAGACAAUUGCGAGCGAUCAUUGUCUCGGCCAGUCAGAUGAUCGUCUCCGGGUUAUGGCCCUUUUAUGCUUAGCCUCGCUAGUGGAGAUCCUGCGAGAAGGUAUUGUCUCUGUAUUGCCCAUAGCUAUUCCCAAAGCUUUGGAAUAUAUGGAGACGAGCGUGAAAGACAAUGUGGAGGCUCAAAAGCUGCACAAUGCAGGAUAUGCGUUCAUCAGCUCACUGGUCCAUCACGUGCCUUAUAUGAUUUCAGGCGGAUAUCUAGACAAGCUUCUUUCGAUAUCCAAUGCAUCUGCUGAAGCCGAUCUUGAUGACGAAGCAGACGAAAGCAGGGUCCAAUGUCUUCAACUUGCCGCUAAACAGAUUGAUGCCAAGAGCCUUUUCGGAGCUUUGGAGAAGAACUGGGAGGAAGCCGCUGCAGCAGGGGUUCUGGCUCUUCGCGAAUAUCUGGAAGUCCUCAACAUUGCCCUUGAAAAACAUCCUAGGAGCAUUGUCACCAAAUACUCAUCGGUUCUGGCCAAGAUAUUCCAGAAUGCAUUUGAUCUUCGCAGACAGUGGGUGGCUGCAGCAGAGGAUCAUUUGUCCGCCGAGACAAUGAAAGAAGUAGAAGCUGAAGUGAACGAGGUCGCCAUCAAAAUGAUUUACAAAUUCAAUGAUUCGACAUUCCGACCAAUGUUUUCCAAUCUCGUCGACUGGGCGUCAAAGUCUCUACCUAAGAAAGAUAAAUCGGGUAGAAUAUUACGCCUGCAAAGCUUAUAUGGCUUCAUGAUUGUUUUCUUUGACAAUCUCAAAUCAAUUGUUACCAGCUAUGCUACCUAUUUGCUGGACAACGCUGUGGAAGCACUGAAGACUGUGGAUCUAAAAGAUGAGGAGUCGAAGGAACUCUGGUCAAGAGUGCUUCGGACCUUGGUCAAAUGCUUCGAAUAUGAUCAAGACGACUUUUGGCAGACUCCAUCUCACUUCAGUGUCAUUGCCCCUGUUUUGAGCGCGCAGUUCGUCCAUGCUUCAGGAUUACCAUUGGUCCAGGAGCUUGUGCCUGCCAUUGUUGAGCUUGCUGCUGCUGCGGAUUCGUCAGAUCACCAUAAGGAGCUCAAUGGGGCGAUUCUCAAACACAUGCGAUCCGAGAAUGCCGGUAUCAGAUUGGCGGCGGUGAAGUGCGAGCAGGCUUUGACUGAUCGGUUAGGCGAAGAAUGGCUAUCCAUGUUGCCGGAGAUGUUACCAUUUAUCAGUGAACUUCAAGAAGAUGAUGAUGAGGUGGUUGAGAAGGAGACCCAUCGCUGGAUUGUAAAGAUUGAAGGAGUUCUUGGAGAGAGUUUAGACUCUAUGCUUCAGUAG